GCGCCGGCGCCGGCGCCGGUGGAGGCGACUUCGAAGGAGAUUCCGGGAUGAUGAGGACGGCUUCGGGGGGGUCGUUGCGAGGAGUCGGGGGCAACGCGUCUCGCAACCAGCGGCAGCAGCAGCACAGGGGGAGGGACCCUUGCGAUGACACCUACGACGACGAGGACGACGACGAGAGAGAAAGGGACAACGAUGACGACGACGACGACGACGACACGGGCUUCGACUCGGACACCAUGAGCGUGAUGGAUCAGGACGCCAUCCGAGCUUCCAUGAGGAAGAGAGGCGCCAGGGCGACGGCGGGGGCGGGGGGGAGGCGCGGCGACACCGUCGAGCAGAGAGCAAGGAAGCUGGGCAUGCUGUUGGAGCGGCACGACGAGUGGCCCGAUGGAAGGGAGAAGCGGUCGGAGCGAGCGAUUGUGAAGAUGGUUGUCGACAGCGGCCCAGCGCAGAUACGGGGAGUGACGGUGGGGAGCAAGGUGAAGCGGGUCAACGGAGAAACGGUCGAGGGGCUAACCUAUCAGCAGACGCUGGAGUGCAUCAAGGUGGGCAAUGCUGACGGUAACACGUAG
Molecule: messenger RNA, 572 nt
Organism: Ectocarpus sp. CCAP 1310/34
Lineage: Eukaryota; Phaeophyceae; Ectocarpales; Ectocarpaceae
Source: the annotation of a GenBank genome assembly